Messenger RNA from Thlaspi arvense, 2122 nucleotides. Lineage: Eukaryota; Viridiplantae; Streptophyta; Magnoliopsida; Brassicales; Brassicaceae. The record is from the annotation of a GenBank genome assembly.
AAAAACCUUAGACAUAGAACGACAUUUUAAUACCAUAAUGCUCAAUAAAAUAAUAAAAAAAGUAUACAUGCAAAAUAACAAGAGGAGCUCUCACUAUAAAACAGAGCACAUGUUCUUCUCACUAACCACACAACAGAGAAGCAAAAGAAAGCCAUUUGGUGGAAAGAAAUACUGAAGAAAACUAACGAUGGCUAAGGACGUGGAAGCAGUUUCCGGAGAAGGAUUUCAGACAAGAGACUAUCAAGAUCCGCCGCCGGCGCCGCUGUUUGAUCCGGCGGAGCUAACAAAGUGGUCUUUUUACAGAGCAGUCAUCGCCGAGUUCGUAGCUACUCUUCUCUUCUUGUACAUCACCGUUUUGACAGUCAUCGGUUACAAGAUUCAGUCUGAUACGACUGCCGGAGGCGUCGAUUGCGGCGGAGUUGGAAUCCUCGGAAUCGCUUGGGCCUUCGGUGGCAUGAUCUUUAUUCUUGUCUACUGCACCGCCGGUAUCUCUGGUGGUCACAUAAACCCGGCAGUGACAUUUGGGCUAUUACUGGCCCGUAAAGUGUCGUUGGUUAGAGCCAUAUUGUACAUGGUGGCUCAAUGUUUGGGUGCAAUUUGUGGAGUUGGGUUUGUCAAAGCCUUUCAAAGCUCUUACUACAUCCGUUACGGCGGUGGAGCCAACUCUCUAGCCGAUGGCUACAGCACAGGCACCGGUCUCGCCGCAGAGAUCAUCGGAACUUUCGUUCUCGUCUACACCGUCUUCUCUGCCACCGACCCCAAACGCAGCGCCAGAGACUCCCACGUUCCGGUGUUGGCGCCACUUCCGAUCGGAUUUGCGGUGUUCAUGGUACACUUGGCCACCAUUCCAAUCACCGGAACCGGAAUUAACCCGGCAAGGAGUUUCGGAGCCGCCGUCAUCUUCAACGAGAGCAAGCCAUGGGAUGACCACUGGAUAUUUUGGGUGGGACCAUUCAUCGGAGCUGCGAUUGCUGCAUUCUACCACCAAUUUGUGCUGAGGGCUUCAGGUUCCAAGUCUCUCGGAUCUUUCAGAAGUGCUGCAAACGUAGAGAAUAAAAUAAGUCAUAUUUAUGAUCAUCAUCUUCUGACCGUUUCCGCACUCGGCGACUUCCUUUUCCCGAUUAUCUUCCAUUCCGAUUCUUCUUUUGUCUCGAUUUUGCUAUUCCGAUUUUGGCUGAGUGGAAUCAAUCAUGGCGGUGGAAGCCGCCACGGUAAUCGCCGGGACCAUACUCCGCCGCCGUACUCAAACCCUAAUCCUCUUCCGCUGCAGUAUUACCAGUACAAUGGCUAUUACCCGCCGAUUCCGUCGCCGUACCACCAUCAAGGUGCUGCUACGGUUCCUAAUGGAGCGAUGGCGUCUCUGUUUCCUAACGUUGAGAAUCAGGAAGUGGUGACUAUAAGGAAUGACAUUAAUUUGAACAAGGAGACCUUGAGAUUCGAGCCCGAUGAAGCAAACCCUCGCAAGUCUCUGCUCUCCUUCACUUUCGACGCCAAUGUUUCUGGAAGUAUCACUGUGAUGUUCUUUGCGAGAGAAGAAGGCCAAGAGUGUGACCUGAAUGCGACAAAGGAGGAUCUGUUUCCUUCCACGACAGUUCGUUUUCCGAAAGGUCUGGGACAGAAGUUCAAGCAGCCUUGUGGAACAGGGAUCGACUUGUCGGCUUUAUCGGAGACAGUGUUGGCUGAGGGAAGCGAGUCUGAUGUGUAUCAUGUGUCAGUGAAGGCAGAGGCAUCACCGGAGGAUAGUCACGAUCACGACGAGUCUAAGAAAACACCAAAUCGUCAGAUAACUCAUGCGGUUUUAGAGAGAGAUAAAGGCGAGUACAGGGCGAGAGUGGUGAAGCAGAUCCUUUGGGCGAAUGGGAAACAGUAUGUUCUUCAGGAGAUUUAUGGAAUUGGUAAUACAGUUGAUCGUAACGGAGAAGACGGGAACGAGUCUGGAAAAGAAUGCGUCAUCUGCUUAACAGAGCCACGAGACACCACUGUUCUCCCUUGCAGGCACAUGUGUAUGUGUAGCGGCUGUGCAAAGCUUUUGGGAUUUCAGACAAAUCUCUGUCCCAUCUGUAGACAACCAGUGGAUAGGCUUUUGGAGAUAACGGUCAACAACACCAAUGGCUCGAACCAC